Melozone crissalis (California towhee) is the source of this 3951-nucleotide messenger RNA. RefSeq names its product transmembrane protein 174 (gene TMEM174). NCBI's taxonomy places the organism in Eukaryota, Metazoa, Chordata, Aves, Passeriformes, Passerellidae. The coding region runs from base 2511 to 3245 and encodes 244 amino acids. The transcript has 2 exons. The record is from RefSeq and is a predicted model, not a curated record.
CAUUCUAAAAAACCUCUCUCCAACCAAUUUUCCUUGGUUUCACAAAACUUUUGCUUAGGAGUCAUACCAGGUAAAAGGGAUGCAUUUGGUAAAUUGACAUUUUUAAGUGAGUCCCCAGAAACACACACUUAUUUGCAAAGAAAAGCACUGGUCCUAAAAAUCUCAGUGUGAUCCAGUAAUCUCUUAAGAGCUUGACAGCUGCCUGACUGCAGCAUUACCACUCUCUGGGAAAAUAAUUGGAGGAAUAUGGGGAUGCAUAGAGGAAGCUGACUUACAGAGGGGGAACAGUUUACAGGGAAAGGAGUAAUUUUGUAGAUCCCAGCACAGCAAAUAGAGAAUGUUUUCCAUCCUAUUUUAAAAGUUCAAGUGGCAUAUAGGUUUGGAAGGAAAAAAAGAACCCUGUGUCCUCCAGCUCUACUGUGCACUUGCUCAACACAUGAAGUCAUGUCCUAGACCAGAGGAAAAGAGACGGCUGCGGGAUGACACAACACCCAAAUUGGAAAAGUCUGAUUCCAGACAGGAUCUAAGGAUCACUCAGUGGGAUUGAGGAAGUGCUCCAGUACAAUCCCAUUGCAAAUAGCAGUUGCAGAGUUCUUGAAUGAAUGACAGGAGCAAGGUGACACUACAUCUGUUUAAACUAUUAGCUGGACAGCUAUUAUAAUAUGGUGCUGCUUUUAAAAGGAUGUUGGAAAGCCUGAAAGAUUCAGCAGCGGCAAGGAUGAUUCAUAGUAUGGAAAAACCUGAGUUGUAAAGAGCAGUAACAGUUCAUUCCAUUAACUUUAACAAAUGUAAGGUUAAAGGUGAUUUAGACUUCGGCUGUAAUUGCCAGUGCAAGGACAGUUUAUGUAGUAUUUCAGCACUUUCUAGUUUAGUUGUCAUCAUACAAAACCACUGCACUGCAAGACUGAUCUCUUUGCUCAAGAGGUGCAGAGAAUCCUGACCAGACUUAGUGUUGUGGUAAAGGCUGAUCUUGAGUGUAUUUGUCAGAAAAUUUGUUGACACCCUGGGUAGCAGGGGCGAUUAAUAAUGCUGCAUUUGGAAGCUUCACAGCUUUUUUUUAAAGGAAUCCAGCACUAAUAUUCCUCAAGGUCUCUGCACUAAAAAAUGAGAACGACAUCUGCAAUUGCAUUCAGCAUCAGUUCUAAAAGUGCCGAAUUUUGUGAACAGCCCUUUCUAGGAAAGAGCUGUUGUCACGCAGUCUCAUGUGAAUGCACAGUAGACUAAAGGCACUUUUACUGACUUUGAAGAAACAGUCUAAAAGGUAAAUUUUCUAGUUCUAGAGCUAUUUUUAGUUUUACAAAUUUCAGGAUAAGCUUGCUUCCCCACAGCUGCUGGUAGCAGGAAAUGACAUUAUGUGUUCUACUGCCCAAGCAGUAAUCAGUGUCCUGUGUGUGUCCCUGCCAUGCUAGUCAAAACAGGCAGAGUAGUUGGAGAUUUUUCCUCCUUAAGGAAUUAUACAAAGACAUUCUACCAGAACCUUUCAAUAGGAAUUGCUUUAGUCUGAAACUGUUAGGAAACAGAAAAUUUCAAAAUUCAAUAAUCUGUCUGUUUAAUAUAUGAGACAUGAGUUCAGCAGAACAAUUCAUUAUGAUAUGCAGAAGUAUCCUAGAUACCUGUGAGUACAGGAUAAGAUUCCUCACUCUGUCAAGUUUAGCGUUACAGGAGGUGCUUUCUCUUUCCUGCAGUGAUGUGCUAUUCAGGGUGUUUGGACAUUAUUCUCUAUAAACCUUAAAACCUACAACAAAAUAUGUCCAGAAUUAAGGGGAAAUUAUAGGGUAAUUUUACUGCUUCAACCUGGUGGAAAACUUUGUCUGUCUUGAAAUAAUGUUUCUCCCACAGCCAACAGCUCUCCCAGGCUUCUCAGCACUCGCCAUCCUGUUGCUGCUUACCCUCCUGCUCACCUACUGGUUGCUCCAGAAAAAUAUCAGAAAGCAUACUUUGAUAUUUUUGUAAACCAUGAAAUGCAAAAUGAGCUGCAACAGAGGUUCAGGCAUGACUAUAAAUGUCACGCUUGAGAGCAUGGAAAAGCAUUCCUAGCAAUGGCCACGUGGAAUUUUCCUGCAGAAAAUUGAGCAGGAAGUGGAGAGCAAGGAUCUCUUCACUGCUCUUGACUAAACAUAUGCUGUCCAUAUGUUGGAUGCAUCAGCUAGCUGGGGCCAAGGAAAAGCUGCAAUAGCUUCAGCUUGCUUUUUCUGCAUUCCAGAAUGAGCACGGUAUCAUGGGUGCUAAAUUAAAGAAGAAGAAACACAAGGAGACAGGCAGUCAUGCAGGGGUGAAUCCAUUUCGGAAGUGACGGUGGUAAUUCAAGAAAUCUUUAGUGAUGGCUUCAGGCUUCACUUCCCAGACCUUUGUUCUUUCAAGCAAAGUUUAUUCUUUCACAUGAUGGACUCUGUUAACCAUACACACACAAAGUUCUUGUAUAACUAACCGGAACCUUCGACUUUAAAUGCUCUGCCAAGUCCUUUACAAGCCCCCUUUCUCUUGAAGGAGAGGAUACAUUAUAGCCAGUAAUGGAGCAAAACAACAACAAUGUAGAAGAUUUCUCCUUGAAUGUUUUUUCUGUUACUCCUUGUCAGCCAAACAGAUCUGAUGCCCUGGUGUCAGAUGGGGAUAAAGCUGGCACCACUCUGCUCUUUUCAGGUGUGUUUUUGGGACUGGUGGGGAUCACUUUCACUGUGAUGGGAUGGAUAAAAUAUGAUGGCAUUACUCACCUGGAGUGGACUCAGUUACUAGGGCCUAUUCUGCUGUCUGUUGGGGUGACUUUUAUUCUGAUUGCUGUUUGUAAAUUUAACAUGCUUACGUGCAAGCCCUGUAAAGAAAGAGAGGAAAAUACGCCGGAACUUGACCAGGCUGCAAGCGGACAGUCCUUUGUCUUCACUGGCAUUAACCAGCCUAUAACUUUCCACGGUGCCACAGUGGUACAGUACAUCCCUCCGCCGUACCCGUCCCAGGAAGGCGCUGCCGUCAGUCCCGGCCACCUGCGCCCAGGGCUCAGCUGCUGCGCUGCUGCUCCCCCCAGCACCUCGCCACUUUUCGCCUCGGGCUCUCCUCACUUCUGCCCUGCCUACGCCCUGGACAACCUGGCUUUUACUGGAGAUGAGAGCUACACUGCUUAUGCUGCAGAGAAUUCCAGGAAUCAGAGGUCAGAAGACAGUUCUGAUGAACCAGAAGGACUGCUGGAAGACUAUGCCCAUAAUAACUUGUCACCGCCACGUUAUGAGGAAAUAUACCCUUUUUCUUCAUAAAAUCAUCAUGGACAAGAGACAACAAUCCUAGGAGAUGCUAGCAAGAAUCCCAGAAAAUCUUUUCUUUAAACACUUGUGUGAUAAGACAGUGUGAGCAAGUUCUUGAUUUUCAUAUGCAGUAUCACUGAAGAUAUUUAACUGACCCUUUCCUUUUUCUCUGUCAAAAUUUGUUAGCCCUUUACAAUGCAGCUUAAUAGCAGAGCUAUUAAUUAUUCAAUGGCUAAACUAUUAAUAGCAAAGGUAUUAAACACAAGGAUCCAAAUCCUUAUUAGGAUUCCCCAACAAGAAGCUUGAUUUUCAGACUUGCUGAAACCAGGGAGAACUGUGAAUGCACAAGAUGUUUGUGGAAGAUCAUGAUUGCCCCUGGACAUUCAGCAUCUUUAGAAAAUACUUGAUUUUUUGUUGAGGUAUUUUCAUUCUUGAUUGCUUGGGAAACCUCAAAAGUACUUAAGUGUCUGAUCCAUGAAAGCGCAUUUUAUGUCUUAAUUUUGUCUGAUUCUUUAGAAGAGCUUACUCAUUAACAAGUCCAAUCUACAGAUUAGACUUUGUCAGCUUGCUUUAGCUGGACAACCAGUCCUAUUGCACAACCCAGUCCUGUAGGCAUUUUUUGGACCAUCUUGCUUGAACCACAGCAUCUCAGAACAGAGAAAACAAAUAGUGACUUAUGACAACUUUUACAUAAGAUCUCUAAGACAUCCUGCGUGCA